Molecule: messenger RNA, 816 nt
Organism: Zophobas morio
Lineage: Eukaryota; Metazoa; Arthropoda; Insecta; Coleoptera; Tenebrionidae
Product: L-xylulose reductase-like
Exons: 3
Coding region: 60-794 (244 amino acids)
Biological process (GO): glucose metabolic process; xylulose metabolic process
Molecular function (GO): carbonyl reductase (NADPH) activity; L-xylulose reductase (NADPH) activity
Source: RefSeq, a predicted model, not a curated record
UCUAGUGUUAUCACGUACCCAUAAAUAAAUCGACCUUCGUUACUCUUUACGUAACCACCAUGGAAAUAAUAUUCACCGGGAAGCGCGCCCUUGUCACUGGGGCCACUAAAGGAAUCGGGCGCGAUAUAGCCAUCCAGUUGGCCAAAUGUGGCGCCCAAGUGGUGGCCGUGGGACGCAACCAAACCGACCUAGCAACCCUAAAACACGAGGUACCAUCAAUCCAGAUCAUCCCUUUGGAUUUAAGUGACUGGAAUGCCACUUCCACCGCUCUAACUAACCUAGGUCCCAUUGAUCUCCUUGUUAACAACGCCGGUCUCGGCUGGCUCAAACCCAUGUCGGAAAUCACUGAAGAAGACGUCGACAGUGUUUUGGGUAUCAACACCAAAGCUCUAAUUAAUGUGACCCGGAUCGUGGUACAAAACCUCCUGUCCCGUAACGCUCCAGGUUCCAUUGUAAAUCUUUCGUCUCAAGCAUCCCUGGCUGGCUUAAUGCAUCACACUGUAUACUGUGCUUCCAAGGGCGCAGUUGACGCGUUUACAAGGGCUGCGGCUUUGGAAUUGGGUCCUUACAACAUAAGGGUCAACUGCGUCAACCCCACCGUGAUUUUGACAGACAUGGGGAAGUUGGGUUGGUCCGAUCCCAAGGUAGCCGAGCCCAUGAUCCAGAAGAUUCCUUUGAGGAGAUUCGGGGAGGUGCGCGAGGUGGUAGACGCGGUUUUGUAUUUGUUGAGCGAUAGGUCGAGUAUGGUCACUGGGACGUGUCUACCAGUGGAUGGUGGGUUUUUGGCUUGUUAAAUAAACCGACUGUGUAACUAUA